Molecule: messenger RNA, 1194 nt
Organism: Bombina bombina (fire-bellied toad)
Lineage: Eukaryota; Metazoa; Chordata; Amphibia; Anura; Bombinatoridae
Product: olfactory receptor 1496-like
Exons: 2
Coding region: 1-1194 (397 amino acids)
Biological process (GO): G protein-coupled receptor signaling pathway
Cellular component (GO): membrane
Molecular function (GO): olfactory receptor activity; G protein-coupled receptor activity
Source: RefSeq, a predicted model, not a curated record
AUGAUCAACAUCUCUAAGGUACAAGUUACUGAUGAUGAGUUAACGAUCCUAAAUAAAGGACUCUCUUAUUGCCCUCAGCAGGACUAUGAUCAUUUAGAACUACAAAAAGAUUUAUAUCGGUUUUUUAGGACUAUUAAGCUCAAAAGUUUCUUUACAAAUGUAUCCCAUUCUUCUCCUGAUACAGCAGUGAGUAAUGUUGAUAUGAAUGCUGUGCAAAGGUUAAAGCUAAAAAGUUUUGGGUUAUUUAACAAGAAAAAAAACACAAGUGUAAAAAACAGCACAGUAUUGGAAGAAUUCUAUCUAAAAACAUUUAAUGUAUCUGAUAAAGAACAACUUGUGGUUGUCAUUGGGGUUUUGCUGAUGUAUUUACUGGCUGUACUCGGAAAUGUCACUAUUGUCACACUUGUAUCUCUGGUGUCCCAGCUGCAAUCACCAAUGUAUUUAUUCCUGUGCAGUUUAUCAGUACAAGACAUCAUGUACGUAUCUGCUAUUUUGCCAAAGCUGUUGGCCAUCACUAUCACAGGUGACACCAGCAUAACGUUCUCAGGCUGCAUUACACAGAUAUUUCUAUUUGCAUUUUGCAUUGCUUCUGAGUUUUUACUGCUGACCUCCAUGGCUUACGACCGCUAUGUGGCCAUCUGUAUCCCACUGCAUUAUCCUCUUAUCAUGAGCAAAACGGUGUGUGCUCUGCUUAUCACUGUGUCUUGGUUUGGUGGACUCUUGAAUGCAUCUGCUUUCUCUUUGAUAGCAUCUCAUUUAACCUUCUGUAAUAAACAAGAAAUCAACAAUUUCUUCUGUGAUGUAAUAAUAUUACUGAAGCUCUCGUGUAGUGACAUCACAUAUAUUAUGACUUUGUUUAUACCAUUAGAAGCCACAGCAUUGGGUCUGUUACCAUUUAUACUUAUAAUGACUUCCUAUAUCUAUAUCAUAUCUACCAUCCUAAAGAUCCGAUCAUCAUCUGGAAGACUGAAGACCUUCUCCAGCUGUUCUUCCCAUCUCACAGUUGUUGUACUCUUUUACGGAACUUCUAUUAGCUUGAACAUGAAACCUAAGUCGGAAAAUUCUCUGGAAAUAGAUAAACUACUAUCCAUAAUUUACACUGGCAUGGUUCCCAUGGUAAAUCCGCUGGUUUAUAGCCUGAGAAAUAAAGAGGUUUUGAAGGCCAUGAAAAGUUUUUUGAAAAAGUUUCAGUAG